Messenger RNA from Fraxinus pennsylvanica, 318 nucleotides. Lineage: Eukaryota; Viridiplantae; Streptophyta; Magnoliopsida; Lamiales; Oleaceae. The record is from the annotation of a GenBank genome assembly.
AUGAGUUACAACGCCAACGGUCCAAAGCUUGAUUUGAAACUGAAUUUGUCCCCACCAAGGGCAUAUAUUCAUGUUGAAUCUCCCAAUCGAUCAGUUUCAUCUGCAGAGAUAUCAUCUCCAAGUUCAUGUUUGUCCCUGGAAGUUAGCUCGGACGAGACUCUGCGCAGCCCUGAGGCGACUGCGAUGAUGUUGGUUGGGUGUCCUCGAUGUCUCAUGUAUGUUAUGCUAUUGGAAAAGGACCCGAAAUGCCCCAAAUGUAAGAGCACUGUUUUGCUUGACUUUCUGCAAGAGGACAGGACAAGGAAAUCUAAGAAGUGA